Mytilinidion resinicola is the source of this 574-nucleotide messenger RNA. RefSeq lists its product as uncharacterized. The coding region runs from base 192 to 434 and encodes 80 amino acids. NCBI's taxonomy places the organism in Eukaryota, Fungi, Ascomycota, Dothideomycetes, Mytilinidiales, Mytilinidiaceae. The transcript is spliced from 2 exons. The record is from RefSeq and is a predicted model, not a curated record.
CGUCUGGGCUGCAGCAGAAUGAAGGUUUCAAAGCAGCUGUAAUUGUCUGUAAGGGGAUUAUCUGUCCGGAGAUUUUCAUUUAGUUAUACACUCGCAAUCCACUUCCAUCAAGUUCAAAGCAACGGGCAAACUCAAGUCAACUUUCACUUCAAAUCAAUCCUCAACUUCUCGAGUAGUACCCAACCAGCCAUAUGGCGAGCACCGACAAUACCAAUCCUGGCAAUUUCGCCAACCGCCCGAAGGAGGAAGUUCGUGAAAUUGCUGCUAAGGGUGGUCAUGCUAGCCACGGUGGGACUACUGCUAGUUCUACAGGUACCGCUGGCGAUAACUUCAAUGCUGGUGACGUCUCCAAUGAAGGGCGCGACUCAGACGGCGCGUUUACAAAGGGCAGCGAGGCUGCGAAAGAAGCUGGUGUGAAGGGUGGAUCUAAGUGAAAAUGUAUUUAACGACGGCUAUGGCUGAUGGAUGAGAUGGGAGCAAUCGGCUCUCUUUCAGGCUUUGCAAUAUCUAAGAAGGCUUGAGGGCAGUUGAGUACUAACGCAGUUCCUAUAAUGAAAACGCCAUCAUGAUCUUG